UUGGAAUGAACACACCCACCCCCAGGGCAGCUCUCUCCUUUUAGCUGGCUGAUAGCAAGCAAUAAUUCAGCCCCUGCUUACAUUAGCAAACACCUGCAAUCACCAGAGCUAGGCUAUCAGGGGUGGCUGCCAGGCCAGAUUUCCACCCUGCACCUGUUUGGCUGUGUCCCUCCUCUAUGUUUCCUGCCCUCCCCUCCGCCCCCCACACGCCCCAGUAUCUCUGGAGGUCCCUGAUGCUGUGUCCCUCCCCUCCCCUGCGAUCUCCCCCUGACCCUGCACAUGUAGCCUCUGAGUAUGUGACCCCAGCUCCCCACUGUAACAAGGUCCAACAAUUUCAAACAGUCUGAAAACACUCCCAGCGUCUAUUACUGUGACUCUGUGUCUCUGAUCCCAUAAACCUGCCGGGCCCUGCAGUCGCGAGUACAGUGUGUGGUUGUGCUGGGCCAGCUCCCCUCCCUCUAGUCCUGAAACUAACAAUAGCAGAAACUAAACUAAAAAACUAAAAAUCUUCGCUGGCAGGACAUUAGAGAGAGAGGCUGAACCAAAAACGAUCUAUUUUUCAAUGAUUAGCAAAUCUCACAUUUGAUUGUUUGCUUAGUCACAUGAAAUGUUUCUGCGUCUCCAGGAAAAGCUCCAGGCCCAGCUGAAGACUCUGAGAGCCGAGAGAGAAAAGCUGCUGGGACUGAAAGUGAGCAGGGAGGAGACCAGUCAGGAGCACCUGAAAUGGACACAAGCCGAGUGGCAGAAGAUUGUGACCCAGUUUCAGCAGCUGCGGCAGUUCCUGCAGGAACAAGAGCGACUCCUGCUGGCCCAGCUGGAGCAGCUGGACGAGAUGAUCGUGAAAACAUGGACUGACACUGUCACCAAACUCUCGGAGCAGAUUUCCCAUCUCAGCGAGCGGAUCGGGGAGCUGGAGGAGAAGUGUCAGAAGCCAGUGAGUGAAUUCCUGCAGGAGAUCAGAAGCACCCUGAGCAGCUGUGAGGAGGGGCAGGCCCAGCAGCCAGAGGAGAUGGCUCCUGAACUGGGAGAGCGAGUCCGUGGUUUCUCCCAGAAAGUGACUGCGCUGUCGGAGACGCUGAGGGAGUUCAAAGACACUCUGCCGGCCGCACUGGAGGCACAGAGAGAGAAACCCCCAAGAGCGCACAGACCAGCCAACGUGACUCUGGAUCCAGAUAUGGCGCAUCCCCGGCUCGUCCCGUCUGAGGAUGGGAAACGUGAGAGAUGGGCAGACACAUGGCAGCCAGUGGCUGACACCCCGGCGAGAUUUGACACUUGGUCCUGUGUGCUGGGCCGAGAGGGCUUCACCUUGGGGAGACAUUACUGGGAGGUGGAGGUGGGGGAUGGCCAAUGGGCUGUGGGGGUGUCCAGAGAGUCUGCGAGCAGGAAGGGAUGGAUCAGCCUGAGCCCCCAGAGGGAGGUCUGGGCUGUGCAGUGGUGGCAGGAUCAAUUCCAGGCUCUCACUGACCCUCACACCCCUGUCAGCCGACG
Molecule: messenger RNA, 1488 nt
Organism: Pelodiscus sinensis (Chinese soft-shelled turtle)
Lineage: Eukaryota; Metazoa; Chordata; Testudines; Trionychidae
Source: RefSeq, a predicted model, not a curated record